UAAAAUGAUUAAAAAUGAUACAGUACUGCUGAAGUAGGCUAGCUGGCAGUGGCUGCGUUGUUGACUUUGUAGGCUAGCUGGCAGUGGCUGCGAUGUUGAUUCGGGGGCUAGCUGGCUAGCUAGCAGUGUUGAUUACGUUGCGUUAAAAGAACGACAAUAGCUGGCUAGGUAACCUAGAAAAUCGCUCUAGACUACACAAUUAUCUACACAAUUAUCUUUGAUACAGAGACGGCUAUGUAGCUAGCUACAGAGACGGCUAUGUAGCUAGCUAUGUAGACGGUGGGCGUUAGCUAGCUGGCUAGCUGCUGGGCAGAUACGUUAGGACGAUGAAAUACGAUAAUUACACAAUUAUCUUUGAUACAAAGACGGCUAUGUAGCUAGCUAAGAAGAAAUUGCUAAGAUUAGACAAAUCAAACCGUUGUACUAUAAUGAAAUGUAAUGAAAAGUUAUACUACCUGCAGACCGAAGUGCGGAUCAUCCGUUAACCUACACUGCGUCUCACAAAGACAUGGCGUUUGGAACCAAAAAUCUCAAAUUUGGACUAAUCAGACAAAUUUCCACCGGUCUAAUGUCCAUUGCUCGUGUUUCUUGGGCCAAGCAAGUCUAUUUUUCUUUUUGGUGUCCUUUUUAGUAGUGGUUUCUUUGCAGUAAUUCGACCAAUGAAGACCGAAUUCACGCAGUCUCCUCUGAACAGUUGAUGUUGAGAUGUCUGUUACUUGAACACUGUGAAGCAUUUAUUUGGGCUGCAAUUUCUGGGGCUGUUAACUCUAAUGAACUUAUCCUCUGCAGCAGAGGUAACUUUAGGACUUCCUUUCCUGUAGCAGUCCCCAUGAGAUCAAGUUUCAUCAUAGCGCUUGAUGGUUUUUGCAGCUGUACUUGAAGAAUCUUUCAAAUUUCUUCAAAUGUUCCUCAAAUGUUCCAGAUUCAUUGACCUUCAUGUCUUAAAGUAAUGAUGGACUGUCAUUUCUCUUUGCUUAUUUGAGUUGUUCUUGCCAUAAUAUGGAUUUUGUCUUUACCAGAUAGGGCCAUCUUCUGUAUCUUCUUGUCACAACACAACUGAUUAGCUCAAACACAUUAAGAAGGAAAGAAAUUCCACAAAUGAACUUUUAACAAGUCACACCGGCCAUUUGUUAAUAAAUGCAUUCCAGGUGUCUACCUCAUGAAGCUGGUUGAGAGAAUUUCAAGUGUGCAAAGCUGUCAUCAAAGCAAGGGGUGGCUACUUUGAAGAAUCUCACAUAUUAAAAAUAUUUUUAUUUGUUUAACACCUUUUUUGGUUCCUAAAUGAUUCCAUAGUUAUUUUGUUAUGUUUUUCUGCAAUGUAGAAAGUAGUAAAAUUAAAGAAAAACCCUUGAAUGAGUAGGUGUCAACUUUUGACUGGUUAUAUAUGGCCUAAUUCUCAAUAUACUAAGUAAUCUCAUAUUUAGUAUAUCUGAUAAAUGAAUUUUGUAUAUUGAUUUAAAUGUCUCCUGUUUUUUAUGUACAUUAUAAACUGGGUGGUUCGAGCCCUGAAUACCAUGGCUGUCAUCCAAUCAGUUUAUCAGACCGUAUACCAUGGUAAUGAAGGCAUGUGUCGUAUCUGCCACGAGGGGGCCGGUGGUGAGACGCUGCUCUCCCCUUGUGACUGCACAGGGACCCUGGGUAAGGUGCACAAGAGCUGCCUGGAGAAGUGGCUGUCGUCCUCCAACACCAGUUACUGUGAGCUCUGCCACACAGAGUUCACUGUUGAACGGCAACCCCAGCCCCUCACACAGUGGUUGCGGGACCCGGGGCCUCGCAGUGAGAAGCGCACGCUGCUGUGCGACAUGGCCUGCUUCCUGCUCAUCACGCCACUGGCAGCCAUCUCAGGCUGGCUGUGUCUGAGGGGAGCCCAGGACCACCUGACCCUCAACAGCCGGUUGGGGGCCGUGGGACUCAUUGCCCUCACCAUCGCCCUCUUCACCAUCUACAUCCUCUGGACACUGGUAUCGUUCCGCUAUCACUGUCAGUUAUACUCCGAGUGGAGGAGGACCAAUCAGAAAGUGCGCCUGCUAAUGCCCGACAUAAAAGGAGCGCACUCCACUCAACAUUCCGUGCCGACAAAGUCAACCAAGAAAAUGACUGACGAGACCAUCGUAUGAGCACCGAGCGACGUGUUCUCGCAAAUAAAGUGUUACAUAACUCGAACUUCUGCGCUCUUAAGGACCAUUCUGGGGGAUUAUUUUUCCAUAUUCACUUUUGAAGCACUUGAGCCCAUUUAAGCACUAUAACCAUUUUGAUUUUGGGAUAUUUUGGACUCGUAGAAGGACGUGCCACUGAUGUCAUCGCCGGAUUAUGAACACUGGACUGGAACAUAAGGUGACAGCCAAUAGCGGGAUACUGAUGCAGCAUGUUAAUACAGUAACAUACCACCCCACCCCAUCACAAUGUAUUUAGCUUUUUUUGGACAACUGCCAUCCAAUAGACUUGUGAAUUAGAAGUUGGGAGGAGAGAGUGGGCUUUGGUGUCAGUCAAUGUAUGCAAAAGUAUUUGAUGUAAUUUUAGUCUUCCUGUUGGACUCCUUUUGAGUAAGCUGGGUCAUUGUGGAAUAAAAUGUAAGGGACUUUGUCACCGUACAAUGGCUUGCAUGUGUAAAA
Molecule: messenger RNA, 2612 nt
Organism: Oncorhynchus nerka (sockeye salmon)
Lineage: Eukaryota; Metazoa; Chordata; Actinopteri; Salmoniformes; Salmonidae
Product: E3 ubiquitin-protein ligase MARCHF2-like
Exons: 4
Coding region: 1476-2117 (213 amino acids)
Biological process (GO): protein ubiquitination
Molecular function (GO): zinc ion binding; ubiquitin-protein transferase activity
Source: RefSeq, a predicted model, not a curated record